CCUGCCUGGAUGUUUUGUGCGUUUUCUGUGUACCAUCCUUCAAACACCCUCAUCCCACCUAAGGGGGAGGAGAUGCCGGGAAGGGGGAAAGGGACGCAAAGCAGGCUGGGAUAUGGAGGGAGCCAGGGUCGGCCUGGCCUGCAUUGCGCGGGCCUCCCUCUCCCUGGCGGCGCCGAGGGAGGCCUCCACCUCCUCCUCCCGGCGCUUCCCGGCAGCUUGAGGGUUGCUAUGGCGACCGCGGCCUAGCGGCCUGCUUGUUACCCUUCGGCCACGGCAUAAAGGAAGCUCGCGGCGAGAGGGGCAGGAGGAGGAGGGAGGUCGCCCCGCUCUGGCACUGGGCGGCCUUCACAGUCCCCGGGAAGAAGUCGGUGAGGAAGUGGGGGGCUGGCUGGCUGCUGCGGGCCUUUUAAGCGGGAAGAGAGGAAGGCUUGGGGAGAGAGACAUGGGGAAAGGCGACUUUCAGGUUCUGUGGGGAGAAAACUGCUUUUUAACUCCACAGAACUCAGGAGCCGCCUUCGUUCUGAGCGCACAGCCGCAUUAAAAACGACGACGGGAGAGAAAAGGUCCUAGAAUCAGAACCGUAAGAGGGACCGACGAGGGUCAUCUAGUCCAACCCCUGCCAGACAGGAAUAUUUUGCCCGGCGUGGGGCUCGAACCCACGAUCCUGGGAUGCAAAAGUCUCAGAAAUAGGAAAAGGGCGCGCGCGGCGGGGGGGGGGGGGAAUUGCCGACUUCCCGGCUCCUCCUUUGUCACCAUGUGGACCCUUAAUGCAACUGCUAGUUUUUGUUGUUGGUUGUUUUCUUCCCGUUAUUAUCUAAGCCCCAGCGCGGGGGGCGUUUGACACGUUGCACGUGACCAUCCAGGGAAAUCGCAGGUGUGUUGUCACGUGUGAUGAUGGCACGAGGGUUUGUGUGCAUUUUGACACGUGUAUGUAGGGGAUGCACAGGCUGGUGGGCAGUUUUCUUUUUGGGGCCAGGGUACUUUGAGCAUUAGAACCAAUUUCUCCCCUUGAUUUAUUCAAAGGGAAGAGAUGUUGUUAGUGUUCAGAACCCCACUGCUACAAGUAUUGCCACUCUCAUCAGUCCUCUUUCCCCAUCCUCUCGUACACUUAAUUUUUUUUAUUCUUAAGAUAAUACUUUGUCAUCCUGUUACUCAUGCUGAUUUAAAUGUGGAUUUUACUGUCUUUUAUUUUCAUUUGUAAUGCUUCUAUUUGAUGUAGCUUUCUGUUUGAUGUUCUAAGAUAGGAGGUUAACCAUUGAGAUUAUUUUUAUUUUAGUUUUAUUGUUAUCUUUGGAAAUACAAAGAACAAUGCUCUAAUGGGGCUACUGCCCAAGUUGUGUAAAGAAAGAAGUUACUCCUUUUGGUCUGGAAAGCUGAUUGUCUGAACAGACAGUAUAAAGUAUUUAGGUGGUUGAUUUACCUGCAUUAUAUACUUCUGUUACAGCACAUUGCGGGGGGAGUUGUUGGUACCUUCCAAUUUUUCUAUAUAUAUAUAAAAAAUCUGUUAUUUUUCAGCUUAUUGCUUACCUUUGGAUGAUGAGUGUGUAGGUUUCCGGUUUAGGCCAAGUGGUUUCUCAUCAAAUGGAAGAAAAGUGGACUUCCUCAGAAACUGAUGGUGCUGGUGGUGAUAAUGCAGAAAACAAAAGGAGAGGUGAUUCUGAUUCUGGUUCAUCAAGUCGUAUCUGCCAGGCUCUUGACAAGCUUGAAUCUAAUUCUACAAUCUCUCUGGAUCUGAGUAGAAAAGAUCUACAGCAUCUAACGGAUGACAUAUACAAGUUACUUAACCUUAGAGUAAGUUUAUCACACAUAAUAACAGUUGUUAAAAUAUCCAAUCAGUAAAGAGUAGCUCAGUUAUAAAGUAUAAAAACUUAACAGUGUUCUUGUGUACAAAUUAGAAGUAUAAUUUCAUUAUUCCAAUAUACUUUCUUGAAUAAUUCUAAAGUUUUACAUAUUUUUGAGUAUUUCUAAGGAAUUAAUAACACAUGAAUUAUACACCAAGCAAUCGUUGCAUAUUCGUGUGUGUGUGUGUGUGUGUGUGUGUGUGUGCAUAAUAUAUAUAUUUGUCUUAGCAUUUGCAUCUGGAAGGAAAUGUCCUGUCCAUAGUUCCUGAGGAUUUCUUUCAGAAUGUGCCAAACCUUGUUUGGCUCGAUCUGCGUUACAACAAAAUUCAAGAGCUUCCCCCUGGAAUUGGAUGCCACAAGUAAGUCUUCUGCCCUUUUACUUGUUUAUCAUUCUUUAAAUUAUUCUGUAUGUUGAACAAUACAUACCCAUUAUGAAAUUAAGUACUAUUCCAUUUCUCCUAAAUUGACAUCAGAAACUAUAGUAUAAGAAAUAGAUUUAACACGGUUGGUUGUAGGCCAAACUACGUGUUACAUUAGUCACUUUUUUUAAAAAAAGUGUGCUUAAAUUGGUCACUUUUUUGUUUUGAACAGUGGUGUAGAAACUCUGGCCCAGAGACCUAGCUGGUCCGGCACAGGUCUCAUUUUGCUUGCAACAACACUCGCCUGGCUCACACCUGACAUAAGUGAUGUCAGAUGUCGGACAACUAUGGAUAUGGCUACAAAUGCACAAUUGCAAGGUUAAAACCACCACAGUAGAGAUUUUCCCAUCCAAAUGGAACACAUUUUCCUUUGCAGACAUAUGUAGGAAGCGAUUUGAAUCCAAACUGCUUCCUCAAAAUGAAUUUCAAAGAAGCAGCCUGUGAUCGCUAAGUAACAGCAAGCCUCUUUGAAGGUACAUUCCAGUGUCAAGAUGUACUGAAAUUGAGGCAAUAACUGGCUAUAUAUUGCCAAUGGAUCCCUUAACCAUGUUGUUUGGUUAUAUAAAUGUACUAGCAGAAGAUAAGGAAUUGGUCCUGCAUCUGUUAACUGUUUGUGACAUAACUAUUUGUUAUAAUAGUUAGAAUUUUAAAAAGACACCAACUUUGGAACAAUGGAUUAUUAAAGUUUGGGAUAUUGUAUGUAUGCAUAAGUUUACAAACAUAAUAAAAGUCAAAUGGGAAAAUGAAGUGCAUUUAUUGGUGUAACAAGCUUCAAGAUAAUGUAGACCCAUUUGUUUUGCUUGGAACUUAAUGCAUUUGCAUGCUUCGCCAGUUUAUGGAAUGGAACUCUGUAGUUUGCUUUUAUAUACCCAUUUUUUUGUCCUUCCCUCCAUCCUUUAUAUAUUAUACUGACUAUAAAUAAACUGAAAAGUCACUAAAUGAAUUGACUGAGGCCCAAAAACCUUAAAAAAUAUAUUGCUUAUUUGGAAGUAUCUGUCCUAAAAUGACAUGGCUAAAAGUAUUUUGAAACUGGUCAUCUAAUCAAGUUUAAACAUUGUCUGAUAUAGAAAUGCUGCUCCAUUGCAGCACCUGCAUCCAUUAUCUGAUGAACCCAAGUGAAGUGACCUAACUUCUGAAGGACGUGACAUUUUUCUAUUUUUUGACACUAACCAUAAGAUCCCUUUUGGAAUCCACCUGUAUAAUUCUGUUUCUUUGAAAUAGUUCUACCUCCACUGUCAGAGGCAGUAUGCCUCUGAAUACCAUUUGCUGUGAACUGCAGGUGUGCAGAGGACCGUUGUGCUCAUGUUCAGCUUGCAGACUUCCCAUAGGCAUCUGGCUGGUCACUCCAAGAACUGGAUGCUGGACUAGAUAGGCCAUUGGCCUGAUCCAGCAGCCUUGUCUUGUUAUUUCUGUGAAAGGCUCAUAAAAUAAAUUAGAGAAUAAACAAUUUUUGACAUUUUCAUUUAGAUUUAUUUUAUAUUUACAUUUUGUUUUCUUCUUUAUUGCAAAGGCAGUUGAAAACGCUGCUGUUAGAAAGAAAUCCUAUUAAAAGAUUGCCUGUUGAGCUUGGUAAGUACUCCUCUCUCCCCAGUAAAUGCUUAAGGGAACCUAGUAAUUUUUAGUAAUUUACAUUUAUUGUAAAUGCUCUCUUGAAUAGUAAGGAACUUUGGACAGAUUUCACCACGGCACAAUGCACCUAUGUAGAGGCACAGUGUGACAUGACCACAAUUUAAUUAAUAUAUAAUAGCAACAGAUCUGACGUAAAUGAUUGUUAGGACCAAGACUAAUCUGAUUCAGAAUUCUGUAAUAGUUCCUCAGAGGUUGACUGGGAAACUCUUAUUUCCUUUACUGGUUGGGAUCAUCAGGAGGAGGUUGGAUCGAAGCUCCUUUUUUUACCUGCACUAGUACAGUGGUACCUUGGUUCUCAAACGCCUUGGUACUCAAACAACUUGGAUCCCAAACACUGCAAACCCGGCAGUAAGUGUUCCGGUUUGCGAACUUUUUCGGAAGCUGAACAUGCUCUGUUUUGAGUGUUACGCUUCCAGGUUGAGUGCCACACUUCCGUUUUGAGUGUUACGCUGAGGUCUGUCUGUUUUUGCUAUUUAUUUUGCGUUUUUGUUUUUGUGGCUCUUUUUUGUUUUGUUUUUGUGACUGUGUGGAGCCCAGUUUAGCUACUGAUUGGUUGAUUGUGUGACUGCAGUACAUUGUUUAUUGCUUUCAUUUUAUGGAUCAAUGGUCUUGUUAGAUAGUAAAAUUCAUGUUAAAUUGCUGUUUUAGGGGUUGUUUUUAAAAGUUUGGCAUGGAUUAAUCCGUUUUGCAUUACUUUCUAUGGGAAAGUGUGCCUUGGUUUUGGAAUGCUUUGGUUUUGGAACGGAUUUCUGGAACAGAUUAAGUUUGAGAACCAAGGUACCACUGUAAUGGCAAAUCCCAGAAUAGAGAAAGCUGAAGCAUCAGUCUUUCAACAUUGAUAGUGUUGGUUACAACAGCCCUUUAAAGUAGCCCCAGCCAAGCAAUAGUAAUCAUGGGGGGAGGGGAACUGAGGAAGAGUAGAGUAUGAUAACCCAGUACUGUUAACCAGCCUCUUUGUGUAUUGGGUUGUGUAUUGUUUUUUGUUUUAGAAUAUUGCAGUUGCAGGAGCUGUUAUGUUAAUUGUAGCAGCAAGACAGUGGGGAGAGGUGACUCAUAUGUUUCCCGCUUAAGGGACAGAUAUAGGGUGAUUCAUGGGGAUGGGCUGUUGCCACUAGUAAAACACUUAAAUGAGUAUAUUCAAGUUAAAGGUUCAGAUCCUUUAAUGAGCAGCUUUUUGACCUGUUUUAUGACCAUUGCUACCAUCAUUAUGAGGUAUACACAAUUAACCACAACAAAUGAUGUUAGAAUACACUGCUUGCUUUUUAACAAUUUCAUCUUGAAAUUAUCCAAGCACGGGCAUCCGGGCAUGGGUUGAUGAAAAUAUUAAAUCUCUUUUAACCCAGCUGCCCUGCCAUCUGAAACAAAGCCCGAUCUUGCUCAGAAUGUAUGCUAGGGUCUUUAGUGGGACACUCGGCAUUACUCAUAUUUCUCAACCAUAAUAGCACCACUUGCAGUAUGGAUUUACUGCUGAUGCGUUUGCAUUUGUAUGGUAAUUUUUCUAAUGGUCACAUACUUGGAAUUUAUUUUAAUUUUCUUUUUAAAAUACAGUGGUGCCUCGCAAGACGAAAUUAAUCCGUUCCGCAAGAGUCUUCGUCUAGCGGUUUUUUCGUCUUGCGAAGCAAGCCCAUUGACGGAUUAGCGCUAUUAGCGCAAUCAGCUGUUUAGCGGCUAUUAAAGGCUUAAAGGCUUAGGGGAUUAGCUGCUAAAAGGCUAUUAAAGGCUAUUAAAGGCUUAGCAGAUUAGAUAAAGGGGGGGGAAAGCGAAAAAAAAAAUUCUAGACUCGCAAGGUAUUUUCGUCUUGCGAAGCAAGCCCAUAGGGGAAUUCGUCCUGCGAAGCAACUUCAAAACGGAAAACCCUUUCGUCUAGCGGUUUUUCCGUCUUGCGAGGCAUUCGUCUUGCGGGGCACCACUGUAGCAUGAAAUUAAAUAUGUGUUAGAAAGAACACGAACUCCUCUCUUUGCUGGUACUUCUUGUUUUUUAACGGACAAGCUACCGCCCAGGCAGGGGUGCGGGUGGAGCUGUGGGUUAAACCACAGAGCCAAGGACUUGCUGAUCAGAAGGUCGGCAGUUCGAAUCCCCGCGACGGGGUGAGCUCAGUUCGAAUCCCCGCGACGGGGUGAGCUCCCGUUGCUCGGUCCCUGCUCCUGCCAACCUAGCAGUUUGAAAGCACGUCAAAGUGCAAGUAGAUUAAUAGGUACCGCUCCGGUGGGAAGGUAAACAAUGUUUCCGUGCGCUGCUCUGGUUCGCCAGAAGCGGCUUAGUCAUGCUUGCCACAUGACCCGGAAGCUGUACGCUGGCUCCCUCGGCCAAUAAAGCAAGAUGAGCGCCACAACCCCAGAGUCGGCCACGACUGGACCUAAUGGUCAGGGGUCCCUUUACCUUUACUGCCCAGGCACAGAUGCGCUAACACUCUGAAUUUCUCAGUUAUUUUCUCUGAACAACUACUUCUCUCACAGGGAAGAUGAGAAACUGCUUCAAGAGGAGCCAGUAAGUCUCUUCAGCAAUGAACCAGGCAGUCCCUUCUACACUGUCUGUCUUUAGAGUCACACACAUACAAAGGAAGACCAAAGUGUAGCUUCGAAACAAACCAGGAAGUACCUUCUAAAUUGUCUGCAAAGCGGACUUCUUGGGUGAUUCUGAAGCUGUUUUAGGGUUUUCUCAAUUUGUGUGUGUCUCUGAAUUUCUCCAUAACACUUGUCAAUCACAGCUCUGACCUGAUUUGUUGGCUGAAACAAGGGAGCACUUCUAAUGGUGUCUGCAUGUUUUGCUUUGUAACUUUAAUUCUAUUAUGAAAGUAUUUGCGCCCCCUAACCUGCCGCCGCUGCCAGCUUCUUCUUGCUGCUGCCUGGUCUGGUCUGGUGUGGUUCUCUCCCGCGCUCAGUGCUGCACUGGACAGCCGCUGCACUGUUCCUCCCCCAGAUAGUCCCUUGCUCUCUCUCCGCACCGCACGCCUGGCACCCACCCCCUCCACAGUGGGCGGUGACCCAGCAGCUCGGAUCGGAUUCGCACAGCCAGCACUGCAGUGAGAGAGAGUGAGUGAGCCAGGUAGGGGCAGAGAGCUGCGAGUGCGAGCGCCCCCCCCCAGAUGUUGCGCCCGGUGCGGCCGGCCCCCCUGCACCCCCCACGCUACGCCACUGUGUCACUCCACAGCUUUGACGGGCUCAGGAUCCAAUGGAACCCAGGAAAGCUUAGCCCCUCCCCAAUUCUGAAUGCCCUGUUUUAGGGCCUUCUACCGGCUGUUGGUGGUGGGUCUCAUGCCAGCAGCACACCCACACAUUCAGCAGGUGGAGGGGGGCAGUUCUGUAUCAGUGAAGUGCCACCUGAAACCAGUUUAGCUGUCGGAACUGGACCAACAACACCCUUGAUCAGUGUUUUUUUUCUAAAAAAAUGUUUAGGGGUACUCUCAUUUUCCUACUCAUAUUAAAAUACUGGCCCUCAAUGAGGCCAAACUUAGAUUCACAAAAUGUUUAGGGGUAUUCAUACUCCCACGUACCCCCAGAAAAAAAGCACUGCCCUUGCUCAAUCCAACCUGACAAAGGGGGGGGGUGUUGAUUGCUCUGCAACUGUUUUUUUUUAAUGAAGGCUCAAUCGAGGCCUCCUACUAGUUCUGGGUCCAGUAUAGUGGCACCCCCUAUAUCACCUUUUUAGCGGCGUAGAACCACACCAGUUAAACAUGAACUGCAUCCUGGAGCAACUUAAGCCACUCAUGUGUUAUGUAGCAUCCAUAUUCCUGAAAGCCAAUUAUAUGUUGGGCUCUGUGAGAACAUAAUGGACAUAUCCCUGGUGGGUCAACUGUCAAAAGAUGCUUGAAAGUUUGAUCCCCUCCCUCUGCUUGUUACAAUUUGCCAAAUAUGGACCCUCCUGAUCCAAAGUAUGUCAUAUUUCAGCACACAAUAAUGUUUCUAAUGUAUAAACUUCACUGUAUAUUUCUUUAAGGAAUAUCUUACAUUAUUGCUGUAUAGUAGUCAUGGAUAUUACAUGGAAAGAAAUCUAUACAUUGUUCAUCCUCCUACAAUGGGGAUUUUGUGCACUUUGAGAGUCAUGAUAAAAUCACAGCCUUGUAUCCUCUUAAGAAAGCAUUCCUUACCAUAUGACAUAGGAGGGCUGUAGAUGUGUGUGUGCAGGCAAGCAGAGAUUUUUUACAUUACACAGAAUUUCCCAUAUGAGUGGGUGAGGAGAGCUUAGGAAAAGAAGAAGACAAAGAGGAACAGAAAAUCCACACUGGGAACAGCAAGACUACCAUUCUUAUUACAGCUAAAAUUUCUAGAGGACCAUCCUCUAGAGGAAGUUUGUUUUACAGCGUUCAUAAUGGCUUUUAAUUGCUGGCAAUUUAGAAUAAGGCAAACAAUCUAUAACAAUAUUUGUCUUCCAGAACUGGUUUCAUGGAAAGAAUUUAUGUGCAAAUAUGCUGCAUAAUGCAGUCAUGAAUAAAGUAUAGACUCAUACAGAAUACUAAGUAUUGCACUCUCAGAAAGUAAGGCUGAAAAAGAAAGAAUGAUGUUCAUUCAAGCUGUGAAUGGACUUUUUAAAAUAUCAUUUUCGAGGCAGUGAGAAAAAUCUGUUAUUGACUGCUAUCAGGAUCUUGACACUUUUCAUAUUGUUCUCCCCAAACUGAUGGUAGCUCUGUUUACCUGAAAAUAGGCAGUUGUUUUGUGUAAAAAAUAUUUCUUACCAAACAGUGUAUUCAUAUGAAUAGCAUUUCCAUUUUCCAAAAAGUAUUAUUAUAGGUUUUUACCCUGCAGCAGUGCAAACAUAUCUAUUUCUAUGAUCUGACUAUGGAGAUUUUUAUGCAUUAUGUUUAUUCAUCUAUCCUUGUAAAUAAGCACACAAAAAAUACUAGCUACAAAAAAGUUUACUGUUUUUCUGGGGGCAGGAAGAGGGCUUAUUUAGUUGCAAGUGUCCUCCAGCUGCCUGCCGAUUUCUGUGCUGGGUGAGAUUGAGGGGCUGAAUUUCUGCUGUACAUGUAGUAUUGUUUUUAGUGUUUGAAGAUUUUAUGAUAUUUUAAAUUGAUAAAACUACAUUUUUAUUUGGUUGUUAGCAGCCUUGAGCUUUUAAUAAGGAAGGGUGAUUUGUAAAGGUUUUAAGUAAAAUACAUAAUUAAAGCUGGGUAUAAGUAAGACAUCCCACAUUUCUGCUAGUGGUAAGGGAAGUUCCUGCCCUCCAGUAGAAGCACUUGAGGAUAGGGGGAAGGUUGAUGGGUGGUCUGGAUCAUACCUGCCAAAACACUACAUUGGGUGUGGAUGCCCUAUCCCCAGUUUUGUUACUUUUGUCCUUUUGUUACCUAAGCACUUAGUGCAUACCAAUUGCACACACAGGUGAAUGACUUUGGGGCAGCAUGACUGCAUUAUGUUGCUUGUUGUCUACAACCUCCCUAUCUCCCUUAUCAGCUUCUGUGCAGAAUAGUAUUCUUUUAGUGAUUAGGCUGCCAGUGAUGUCUCUGCCUAUCUUAUGUCAAAAUAAAGUUGUGGCCUUCUUUGGAAUUAUAUGCUGGCAUUUUAGAUUAUGAACCUUUAAGACAGGAAGCUUUUUACCAUUUGUUUUACAGUACUUUUUAUUUGCUCCUAGUAUGGAGGAUAUGGUGCUAUAAAUCUAAGUAAAUAGGUUAUCAUCCCAAUGUGCAAAGGUGUGUGCAUGCAAAAGACCCAUGUGCACCACUGGAAUUUGCUCUAGAGAAGGAGGAAAGAGUUUAAGAUAUUCUGCAGCCUUUGCAGAAUCUCUCACAUUGCGGUUUGUUGGCUUAAAAAGCAAGUUAUUUUUGGACUUCGGGGGGGGGGUUCAUACUUUUUCUCCCCCCCAUUCAAUGCUUUAUUGAGUUUCAUAAAUAACAAAAACAAACUUAUAUAAACAAAAAAUGAUCUUAUGUAAAUAAUCUUAUAUAAAUAUACAGAUAAAAAUUGAUUCAAUCUUAUACAAUCUCUUUUGUUCAACAUUCUUACUAAAGUGUAAUAGACUUCCCAUCAACUCCCAAUGUAUUUACCAUUUCUAAUAUCGAGUGUACUUAUAAUUAUUACCUUCAUCUAUUCAUAUUUUCUAAUACAUUCUUGCCACAUAUCGUUCAAUUUUUCCUUAUUUCUUUGUUAUUAUUUUACAUGGGGGUCACUCAAAUGCAGCCAUAGAUGUCACACCGCUGUUAUGUUUUUGUAAAUAUAUCUUAAACAUGUCCCAUUUUUGAAUAAAUGAUACUUUCUCAAUAAGACAACUGAAGACUUCAGAAUUGUGGCCUGGGUCUCUUGUUUUCUAAGGAAUCUCCCCUGUCUGAUUAAAAGCAAAAUUUUAACUGUAGCUUUGCUAUACUGUAUUCAGUUUUGGCUUAAAGCUUUUAAAAACAUGUUUAGAUCACACAUUAUCACACUUUGCUCAGUAGAAGUUGGUAUUUACAAUAUUUCCAAUUCUGUGAAGGAACAGGAGACUACAUUCUGUCUUUGAGACUGUCAUGGUAUUUAACUUGUUCUUUGUGUUUGUAUAUGAGAAUUGACUCCACACUUUCAGGCAAUACAAAAUUAGGUCAUACCAUCUGCCCUCAUGACAAACAUACUGUUGAUCUGGGAUCCUUCCAUAGUGCCUAAAAGCAUCUUAAAAUAAUAUGUAAGGGUAGCAUUACAAACAUUUUAACCUCAUUUCUGGGAAAUCACAGAGUAGUUUGAUUGCAAUUGGUAUGAAAUAAGAGGCAUGUAUUUUCCAAAAGCCCAAGAAUUGCCCCAUGUCAUUUUUUGGUUUUGGCUUCAAACAGUUGAAUGAGUCGUCUUUUUUGUGCUCUCUGAAAGUACUGUUAAGAUCUAUUAAACUGUGUAUUUGGAAGCUAUAUGUAGCUCUUGUGUUUUUCAAAUGUCUAGCUCGCAGGUAAUCAAGAAAGCAGCCACCUGAGAUUUCCAUUUGUCAGCCACCUCUUUAUAUCUCCUUCCCAGGCCCAUGCUCACAGAUCUAGAGGUUUGACAGGAAAAGCUGAUACAGCCUGGGCAGAAAAUAGACCCGAGCCCAACAGUAGCAAUAGAACUAUCUGUGGGACCUAUCAGUAGGAAGUCUCCACUGAUUAUGUAUUAGAUUGAGGGGGGAAAGAAAAGGCAGCUACUUAACAGGGGGCUGAGAAAAGUGAGAGCAGGGCGGGAAUAAGAUCUGGAGAAUGCUUUGGGGCAGAAAGGAGAAAGGGCAGCAGAGUCUGUGUUGGUACAAGGUGGUGAACCUGCAGCCCAUGGACCACAUACACUUACUGGUAGCAUACUGGUAGCAAAGAGGGAAAACAGUGUGAAAGGGAAAAGCUCAGAGGGAGAAAAGGGUGUGCAAGUGAGAGAGAAUGUGUGCCUUGUCCUGGUCUUGCCACUUUUGGCUCUGGCUCCACCUACCCCUAACAUGCAGCUUUUCUCCCUCAAUGUUUAAAUUACAUGGGAGGGGAAAGUGUUCCUCAACAGCAAGAUGAUUCUGCACCCCUGGUACAGUAGUGUUGUAGAAGGAGAAGCUGCUGCUGAAGCAUUACAUUAUCGAGUGUAUAAAUAUGUUUGUGUUUGUCUUUAACCCCCUAGGAAUGUUGACCAUCUCUGAAUAAAAUGUGUCACAAAAACGUUACGUGGCAGUGGGUGGAAUUCAACUAUUGGAAUUAAUAGACGUAACUUAUUCAUGUUCAUUGAUUUCAGUGGGUCUGCUCUAGGUAGACCUAGUGUUGAAUUCCACCCACUGCAUUGAAUGUUCCCAAAUGACUGGUGGUGGUCAACUUAAACCAUUUUUUCUUUUUUGGCAGGUAACAUAAGUUCACUUACAGCUUUGAAUCUCAGGCAUUGUCCCCUAGAAUUUCCUCCUCUUGAGGUGAUACAGAAGGGCCUGCCAGCCAUUCUAUCCUUCCUUCAAAGGAUGAGUGGUGAGAACCUUGACUAUAGAGAACCUGUUACUCCAGGUAUAGUAACUUUAAUAUGCUUUUUUAAAAGAAAAGAUGUGUCCGCCUAGAGAAAAAUAAAUAGAUAAGAACUGUUCUUUCUACAUAUAUAGUUCAGGGGUCAGGUUGUGAAGUCAUAGAUGUGAAGUUAAUUAUUGCAUUUUAUGGCAUAAGGUUAAAAGUUUAUUUUUAGUCUGUUUUUGUGUUGGAAGGCUCUGCUGUCAUCCUAACAAGAACAGGAAGGGUCAAUUUAAUGAUUCAGUUAGUUAACUUUGUGGAGUCUGAUUAGGCUGGGAUAGUAUGGCCAUGUAUAUUUCCUCAUUACAUCUCAUUGUGGUAUGUACAUUGGAAGCAGAAUGAGGAUUCAUUCGUUUGCCCUGUUGGUCUCUCUUGUUUUACAGAAACCCCAAAUUACCCCUGUGGGUCAUAGUGCUGGCCCAUCAGCCUUCUCUGUGCCGGCUCAGGUUUUAAGAGUGCUAGAUAGUCUUAGCACCCCCUAUUAUUGUGAAUGGGCACUAUACCCAUUGAAGACAAUUUGUCUUCUGACAGAGCCUCAGUGUACAUGUUUAUGUGACUUCUCAAGCUGUGAAAUAGGCUUCAGCUGCACUUAUUAAUGGUCAUAAGUGGUUCUCAUGUGGAUUAUAUUUCAUAUGAAGCUUCUGCUUGUAUUUUAUCUCCUGCCUUUAUAUUAGUUCCAUAGUUCAGAACCGAUGAGGUGUCUUACAUUUGGCAAGACAUGAGGAAAGAGUUGUUCUGAAUUCUUAGUACCGAUAUUUGUGGCAUCCUGAAAAAGCAUUCAAAAAUCAAACUUUCUAAAUUGUCAUCUGGUUCAGCUUUAGUUGCAUAUAAUUACCAUUAUUUGGAUAGAAAUGUUCAUCUGCAUAAGCAUCCCACUGAGAGCAAUGCAUUGUGGAUUUAAAACAUUCACAUUCAGACUGCGUAGUCAGAAGUGUUUAAAAUGUAUACCUGCCCAGGAAGAAAUCUUUCACUGUAUUUAUGGCAUACAGUCAAAAGCUAAUGUUUAAGUGUUUAUGUUAUAUCAAACCCCACUUCAUAAGAUUGAUUGAUAAUGGAUGCUGACUUGAAUAAUACUGUUCUGGUUUUAUUUUAUUUUUUAAUGUAUGGGGGAAACCCAAAAACUCAUUUUCCUGAAACAAAAUAAGUCUUGAGUCUGGAAUUAUGAUGCUAUUCUGAUUCCCAUUUUUAUGAAAUAAUUACUUGCCAUGGGGAGGUUUAAACAUUGAGUGUCAAGACUUGGAGAGGAAGGCUGAUUUCAUGAGAGACAUUUUAAUUGUUUUGUUAAUUUCCUGUAUCUUCAUGAUGUAAUACCUAUUAACAUUUUUGAAGAUAUUGUAUCAGUCAUGCUUCAGUUUCCAGAUCGAAGCAGUCAUUAGAAUUCCUGGCAAUGGCUACGUAGAAACAUCAGUUUAGAUAAGUGCAGAUUUCCACAUCUCUACUUAAAGGCAUUCCAAUCACUAAACUUCUCCUUUCUGCAUACCCAUAAUAUAUGCAGGACCUUUAUAUGUGAACCUUGCUACACCACCAGUUUCUAGUGCAGGAGAAGCCACGCCCAGAUUUUCUGUGGUGCAGAUUUAUGGAAAAUGAAUAUCUACAUGACUAUUACAUUAAAUAAGCACAUUUCCUGGGACUAGAAUUCAAACUUAAAAUGCUGCAUUCUUAUUUUUCACAAUUAAAAAAUGGUGUGAUGUGACUUGUGAAAGUGGCAUAAAUCUUCCUUAACAACUGGUAAUGUUUGAUGUGUCCAUAAGCUGUUGGCCUUCAGGGAAACAGAAUGUUUAUUAGAUCAGUGCAGAAAUUUGUUAAAAGAGUUGGAAAAGGAGCAUCAGCUUGGUGCCUGCUUAAACAACACACUUUUAAUCCUUGUUUUAGACUGUCAAUGUUUCAUUUUUCCACAAAAUCAUAUUGCUCCAAUAUAACUGGAUUGUAACUGGAAAAGGACAUACUGUAUAAGCAUGUGAUUUCUCGCUGCAAACAUACUACGCCUGAAGGAAAAGCAUGCUUUUUGCACAACUAGACUCGUAUUUUAUCUGUCGCCGAAAGAACAGACUAUUCCCAGGUCAAGAUAUUCUUCAUAGAGUAUUUGUAAAGAGUCAUUCCAUGCCAGUUUAGCCACUUAUAAAGUGCACACGUACCUUGAAAUUCUGUAUUUCGCAGAUUUGCCUUCUCCACUAGAAGAAGAAGCAAAGGCCAUUGUUAGAGAAUAUAAAAGAAAAUGCGACAGACCACCAGAUCGCAGGAAAGCUUUCAACGAUUUGUGGAGACAGAUGAGCUGCCUUAGUGAGUUUAGCAGAACAUAUCAAGUUAGAGGGCAACAACAUUUUGAUGUUCAUUCUUUCGUACAUAUUUUCAUUUUCAUUUCCAUUUCUGUAAUCUGUUUAGUUCAGAUGUUGCAGCCAAAUCAUGGUUUGGACAUUAGGAUUGUGCCUCAGGCUCAUGCACUGCCUUCUCUCCUUCAUGUGCUUGAGUUUCCUCCUGCACCUCUUGAUCUAUAGUAACCAUAGUUUGCUGUGAUGUCCAAAUAGAGCAAUAUGUGUUGACAGCAAGCCAUAGUUUGCCCGGAAACCAAAUUCUGGGAUUCACAUUCUGGUAUAUGGAUAUCCAUAGUUGUCAAAAACUAGGAAAUUUGUAUGUGCAAGGAGAUGAAGUUGGAAGAACCAUAUGAUUCCAAAUGAUGGCCUCAAGAGCCAAAAAAAUGGUUUGGCUGUGAUGCCUGAACCAAUUCAUUGUAAAUAUGUAUACAAAUUGUUCCAUCCUUUGUAAUCAAAUAAGGUCCUAUCCAGACUGCAUUGUUUUACAAGAUUGUUUUUACCCAUUAGUGGGCAUGGUCCACUAAAGUCUGCCCCCACCCCCGUGUCCCACCCCAAGUCAAGCAGCUCCAUUCCUGGGAAAUUGCAUUUUCCUUGUAGUCAAACCACAGUAUUACGCUUCUGAGAAAAUACAGUUCUAUUAGAAUAAUUAUUUUGUGUACUGUGCAUCAAUUGGAUGGUGCCUGUAAUAGCAUUUCUCUUGCACUUUGCACUCUCUAACAAGUGCAACUCUAUUUUUACUGCCCCACGAGUUGAUCUACUUCUUUCUCUGUUUUGUUGCAUGUUUUUUUCCCCUCCCACAUUGGAUGCUAUGUAUCCUUAUGUAUUUUUCUUUUUUUAAACAAAGUACCUAUACCCCAAACCCAACCCAUUUCCAUCCCUGUCCAUUAGGUGGAAUUAGCAAUAUAGUGCCAUUGGUGCUGGAUCAGAACUAGUGAUUCUUUAACCCUUACGUUAUAAAUACUUUUUUUGAACCCCUGAACUUCUGAGGGUCAUACAUGAAAUAAUACAUUUUUCUUUAAUUUUGUGAUUUAUAGAUGUAAUUCGAUUUAAAUCCAGAAGUGCUCGGGAAUAUCCUGGGAUACACAGACUGAAUGCUUAUAUUGCUGCCAAUAGUCUGAACCGUAGAAGUGGAUCAUAUGCAUAGAUGUUUAAAUAGAUGUUAUUAUUUAUCGCUUUAUAUAUAUUUAUCCAUAAUGUCUUAGAAUUUUUCUGGACUGAACCAUGUAAGAACAGCCUAUUUAAAGUAGAGGUGAAAUUCCUCUGUAUUAUAUAUGUGUACAAUGUUUGUUGUAAAAUAUGGUGCACUCCUUUUAUGCUUAGCUCAAACUGCUGCCUGUUCGAGAUAAAAAAGUAUCAUUUUGCAUAAAGUAUAAUGACCCUAAUGGCCUGAUUCUGAGACCAUGUCCCACCAAAUAAAUGUUUAGGUUGGGAAGUAUCAGAAAACUACCUUGUUACAGCAUCUCAAAAUAUGAUUUGGAAUCAAAAUUGCAGCAGUAUUAUGAAAGCAGAGAUAUUGGAUCUGUGUGAUCAUUCCCCACUGUUUCAUUGCCUCUUAGGCUUACAGUGCAUUUAUAUGAAUGUGUCUGUCAUAAGAAGAGUGUACUGUAGACACUGCUCAAACUGUAUAUGCAAAUUAAUGAUCAAAAUAAUAUUAAAAAGCAAUAGUGAGGUAGUUUGUGUUUGAAAUGCACUGAAGGCAUGAGAUUCCUCAUAGCACUUAAAUGUAAACCCGAUUGCAUGAUCAGUUAUGGAAGCAUAAGAAUGUAGAGUCAGAUGGUAUUUAUAUUUAUCCUAACUGAAAUCUAUUUGUACACAUGCAAUGUUUGUUUUCAAAAUCACUGUAAAUAUUUCUGAAAAAUACUGUAUGUUUUAUCAGUGCUUGUUAUGGCCAUGUGUCUAGAAAAUAAAUUAUAUAUUAAAAUAUGCAUUAGAUCUUGUCUAAUUGCCUUCCUUGGUGCAUAUAUGAUUUGUGCUGUUCUUGUAUUGUGGUACCUACAAGUUACCCCAGACCCCUUCGCAAAGCUAAAAGCGGCAUCUGCGGGGAUUAAGAUCAGGGAAACAGCAUAGAGGACAGACUUAAGGCAUGGCCCUCCAGAUACUAUUGGACUCCCAUCAGACCCAGCCAUCAUGGCCAAUGGUCAGGGAUUGUGGGAGCUGUAGUUCACCUCUGGAGGGCCACAGGUUAAAAACCUAGGAAGCUUCUUAGUACUGAGUCACAUCAUUGGUUCAUCUAGCUCAGUAUUAUCUACACUGAAUGGCUAUGGCUCUGUUUUCGAACCAUGGCUCUUCUCCUAAUCUAUACUCAAAUACUUUAAGAACUGAUGCCACAAGUUCGUGUUUGGAUCAGAUUCUUCUCCUCUUAACCUUUUAUAUUUAAAAAGCUCUGUGUAGUCUAUUAAUGCUUGUGAGUAAGUUGCCAUAAAUGAAUAGAAAUUAUCUGCUAUUCUACCCAGGAGGCCAAUUAAAUUAAAAACCAAGCCUCAAGGGGUUCUCUGUUCCAUGCACAAAUAUUUCUAGGUUUGGUGACAUUUAUAAGCAGGGAGAUUUCAAGUGCAGGUUGAAUGUGUCUGGAGACUUUCCCAGGCCUGUAAGCAUUUAAUAUGCCAGUCACUUUGGGAUUUGUGUGUGUUGCCCUUUUACCUGAUACAUAUUUUCUCUGGCAUUUACAUCGUAUUAAUUGUGCAGGGUAAUCUAGUCUGUGUUACAUGUACAGCUAAGCCCUAAGCACACUCCAUUGGUGUUGCUCACGUUAAGCAUGUAAAUGAAGAAUAUGGCAACUUUAUUAUUUACAUGUGCAUUUUUAAUUUGCAUCUUAAUAAAACAGCAGGCUUUACAGUCUUGCUCAUCUAAAUCCAUGCCAUAAAGGGCAGCUACUUUGCUACAUCCUGGUGCCAUUUGCAUGCUGGGAAAACCAUGGGUGGUCAGCAUUCAAAAACAAGGCACAAAGUUUUCGCCAGGAAUUGGGAAGGAACUGUAUAAAGAGCCAGCAACAUCAGGAGCCCCAAGGCAACCUGCACAUGACUGCAGGAAUCUACAGGUCUCUAUACAUCUGAGGGCUUCUUUCAACUUUCUAUUCCUUCCCAACCCGUGAAGCUCUCCCUGGUGAGAGCUGUUGCACUUCUGUCCAUCCUAUACCUUCCAGAAGAACUCCCAUUUUUCCUGCUGGGCCCCUUAGCCAUUUUACUGGAUAUUCAUUGUUGAGGUUCAAGGGCUACUGGUUGCUUGGUUAUAUGUGCUUGCCUGAUCAUAGCUCAGCUGUGGCAUUAUGAUGUUCUUCAUAUUUAUACACUUUCUUAGCUGGUAACCGACACUACAGUUCUAACCAAGCCUACUAAGAUGUAAGUUCUAUUGAAUUAAGUAGGGCUUGCUCCCAAGUAAAUGGGGCUAGAAUUGCUGCAUCAGAAGUGUUCCUCUGGGUUGAUUUGCAAUCAUUUGCUGUAGAUUCCUGAACUAAGUGACUGAACGAAGCCUUAGAGUCUUCCACCUGAUGCUGGGUCCACCAUCUCAUAUAGCAUUUAUUUUAAAGAAUUAUACCUCGUAUUUCAAUCAAAAUGUUGCCCAAAUUUCUGUUCUGCUAGAACAGAAACAUUCUAUAAAUUCAUUAAUUCUAGUAAAUGUGUGAAAACUCAGCCUAUCCUGAAUCUUGUGUCUUAAACGAAAGAUAAAAUAUUGAAUAGUGAUUUAAAAGUGGAAGGAUCCGUCAAGAUAUACUGUACUUAUGAACUGUUGUCUAUUCAGAACAAAAAAUAAUGUUAAUAUGCAUCCCCAAACCCUGAACAGUGAGGCUUCAGGUGUGCACCAUGUGCUCAAAUUUGGCUUCUUUUGAAUGAGGUCAGUGGAGGCUUAAUAACAUUUUGUAAUAAUUGCAUCUAUUUAUAAACAUACUGGCUGAGCAUAAGUGGAGACACAGCAUUAAACCAUUCUUUACAGUUAAUCCAAAAUUUCCUGCUCUUCCAUAAAACCUUAUGGGGAACAGCAAGAAUAUUAUCAAAUCUUCAGAGCCCAACUCAGCAGUGUCUUCUCAGCUUCUCAACCUAACCCUGUAACUUCUUCCCAAACAGCAUGAUGACAACAUCCUCCACAGAGAUGCGGGAAGUGGGGAAAGAAAGCCCUCCUUCCUAACAACUAGCCCCUAUGGAAACAUUUCACCUUAGUUUGCUUAGCAAUAGAACAUGCUUAGCUGGAAUCAGCUUGGCAGGUUUCAGGCUCAUCAACUACUCUCAAAAUUUCAAACUCUUUGAAUUUGGAAGGGAAUGCAAGAGGCAUCCCUCAAUCCCAAACCAGUAUGGUAUGGCAUUGGUUUUUGUUGCUUUUCCUGUACUGUUUGGCGCCGUUCCAGGAACAAUGGUUCGUAACCUGGGCUGUGAACCUAAACACAAUUAUAGGGGGAGAGACCAUUGGACAUAAUGGGACUGCCUUCUAAAUAAACAUGCCUAGGAUUGAACUGCAUGCUAUUUCCCAGCUCGAGUUAUAUACAGUAGUCACACAUUAAGGACUUAAAGAACUUUCCCCCCCAGAGCUCUGUAGGAAAUACACGCCAUACCCAACAUACAUGCCAUAACUGUUUUUCCUAGUCACACAUUGUGGAAAACCUAAGAGAAAAUCUACAUAAUCUGCCUACUUUAACAGUGCAGUUCUAACCAUGGCUACUCAGAAGUAAGUCGUAUUGAAUUUUAUGGCUCUUGGAUAAAACAGAUUAGAUUUGCAACCUAAAACAAUAGCGGUGCAUCAGAUGAUAGGAAGGGUCCUCUAAUCAGACAUUACCUUGGAAUGCUCAGAGAAAGUAUGAGGACAAAGUCUAAAACUAGUGUUCACCCCUUGUAGCAAAUUUGUUGCCAUGACUGUAUCAGAUACAAGAAGAACGUGCUAUACUUGGUCUCAUCAUACGUUAAAAUGGUGAAAUGCCAAGCUAUUAUUUCAGGUCCAUUAUUCUUCAUCCAGGUAUAUUGUUUCCCAAGUAUGACAUUUGCCUAUUCAAGAUACAGAGAAAUAGAAAACAUGGAGGUUGUAUAGAACUGAAAGGCCAGAGGUAUUGGGAGGUCAGAGGAAGUAGGAAAGAUGUGUAGGGUCUAUGCCUUCUAGGUUCCUAGCAAUGUUUUGGGAUUCAGCACUUCUGGUGGUAAGGCAUACUGCAUCAUAGGCAGAUUUAGGGGAAUAUGACCGGUUCAGUCACACUGGGCCCAGAGCCUUGGGGGUGCUGCCGAGGAUAUUGCAACUGUGAUGUAGAAUGCAGUAUGAGAGGCAGAGGGGCACCACAUUUUGGCAUUGCACAGGGUGCCACUGAAAUUUGAGACCCCAAGACCUGCUGCUGCCUACCUGCCAGAAUGGAGCUCAGGAUAGCAAACCAGCAAACGAGAAUCAAUGAAACCUUAUCCUCUCACCAUGCAAAGAAAAUGGGAACAGGGACUAAUGGAUAUGUAAAAUAAACUAAUAGUAUUCCCUUUUUAGGAGAUGAGGAAGAUGUUUCCAAAAUAAUCUUUUUUAAUGACCCUACUAAGAUCAUAAAGCAUGGAUUGAAGGAAAAGGGGCAGGGUAACAAAUCCAUCAGGCUCUAACGUAAAACAAGUGGCAGAGUGAAGAGAACUGCAAAAUGUAUUAUUUUUCUUUUCAUCAAGCUCUGUUUUCUCUGCCAGCAUAGAAAACAUUUCCAUGUACAGUACUAUAGUGUCAUUUCUGAUGAUUGCACUGUAAUAGUGAGCAGAACAGUGGCUGAGAAAAGCAAGCCAGGCUUUCAAGAGUAGAAUCACAUUGCUUUUUAUGCUUAAUUCUGGAGAGAGAAAGAGAGAAAAUAACCAGGUCUUGUUUUGCCAUUUUCCCUUCAUGACUGCUUGCACCAAUGAGUUUACUACACUCACCUCUUUUUGAUUCCAAUAGAAAUUCCUCCUGUUGAAAAGUUAAACUUGACAGACUUCACAAAAUCCAGUUUGGAUUUGUCAGAUGGAUGGCCUAAUGAAGAGGAAAUGGUACGGUUUCAGAAGCUAAGAAACGAACUUAUACAAGAUGAAAGAGAGGAGUACCUGGAUAACAAAAUGGUACCCAAUGAAUCCAUGCCUUCGUUAAGAAGACCAAAGACUAAAGAGAAGCUCUCUCGUAAAUCAUCCAUGUUUUCAUGCAGGUAACAAAAUGCACUGUGCAACUUGCUCUGCUUUUAAGUUUCUUAUGGAGAAAAAUAUAUUUAGUAUAUUAAAAUGCAUGUAAAUAGUAAGUUGCAUUUACGUAAUUAAUACCCCACAAGAGGCCUCUGAAAUCGGAGCCUUUCAUAAAACUCUUCAUAAGGUGGGUGAGGGAAUCAGAAUUUUGGAAGGGAUAGAAAGAGUCCGCAGGUAAUUAUAUUUUAUUAUUUUAUGUGAGCCACCUUUGGGAUUUUUCUGAAUUGAAAAACAGGCUAAAAAUCAAAUUAUGAUUUAUAUUUGCUGGUUGUCUUCUAUAAAUUCCCUAAGCAGUGUACAAAAACUAAUAUAAAACUCGUAUCUAGCUAUCUGCACUAGAAUCCAAAACUAGCACAAAUAACCAAUAAAUUGUUUUUACUGAUUUAAAUAUUAUAUAUUUUUAAUAACCUACCCUGUUGUCAUCUGCACUGGGAUCUUAUAGUGAAGGGUGCCUAAGAAAUCCAAUAAAUAAGUAUCACUAUUAUAAUUUAACACAUGGUAAAUGUGAUUAAUUUAUCAGCCAGCUGUACAAAUGUCCUGGGUGAAUGAAUGAAGGUUUGACAGUUGUGAAUGAAACCUUGUUAAUAUUAUCCUAGACAGUGCACAUCACUUAGCACCUUUCUUCUUGCAUUUCUACUCUUGUCUGCUUCACCCGCCAGGUGCCCUCCCAGCUGAUGAAAUCCAAAUCAUCUGGGAGGCACCAGGAUGGCAAAGACUGGUCUACCGCGUGAUGUGAAUUAGAAUAUGUUGAAUUUUUAAACAUGAAACAAUUGUAGAGAUCCUUGAAUCGUAAUUAAAAUUGUUGAAUGUUUCCCUUCACCUAUGCUAUUGUGACAGCUGUGCUAGCUGUUUGCUUUCUGUAUUUUCAAACUUCAAGCAUGCCACAUUUCAAAUGCAAAUAAAUAAGGCUCAGAGGUUCCAGGAGAAGAUGCUGCCAUCGUUUCAGACCAUUCUUGCAUAAUUCUUCAAAAGCCAACCCUGUGUUUCAGAGUAUAAUUCUACAUUGUAGGAUCUUGAGGACAUAUAACCAAUAUACAAGCUAACUACCCUUCAGCUUGCACAGAGCUAUAAAUUGCUUGAUGGGCUAAACAGCUGCCUACCUUUCCCUUAGGUGAGAAAUAAAUUGUGGCACAUUUGACAGAGGAGACAGCAAAAGUACAUGUUGAACAAUCCAGAGUUAUAGUUGACAGAUUAUACUGCAGGAAAGGCACUUAACCCACAAGCUAUAUCAGAGGAACACUGGAGAAUGAAUAACAUUCUUAGCACAGUGUGUUGUGUGGCACAAACACAGUUCCUGUAUUUUUUCCCCUUUCCUGAAGAAAACCAGAAGGUGGCAGACUGUGUACACUCUCUUUACAUGCAUACAUUGCAGUAAGUGUGCAACUGAUACAUGCUUAAUAUAGUGUAAAAAUAAUAACAUAUGGUCUCUAAAUGCAAUUAGUUUUGUUGCUGUUAUGUGUGUUUACUGUAACUAUCUCCUCAGUCCCCCACAGGCCAAAGUUGUGUUAUUGUGUUGAAGGUUCUGCCUGGAGAACCAGGCAUUCUGAACUAAAGGGACUAUCUUUUAUGAAGCUGGAAUAGUCUGGGAAAUAGAAUAGAUAUUUUCUAUAUAUAGUGCCAUUUCUUUUCAGCUAUUGAUGUUAAACAAUUGUUUUGUUUGACCCUUAAUGUAAAAUUUAAAGGACUUUGGCAAGAGGCAAGAAGACCCUGUUCCCUGCAGUUUCAUCAUACGAUGUGCUCAUUCAGAGUAAGAAGGUAGAGCAGUGCCGAUUGGCAGCACUAAAGGACAUGAAGGAGAAACAAGCUUUAAUCGAACAGCGGAGAAAGCAAGUAUUAUUAUUGGAAUUAUUAGCGAGUUAUUUGGAAAUUGCCAUGCUGUUCUGAACACACACACAUGGCUGUUUCCUACUUGACAGAAUGCACAACCAUUGCAGAUUGUUUGCCUGUAGACAGGAAUCUGUAGGAGCUUUGCUCUGCUUUUUGAUGGUUUGCAUUCCUUUGCAAUGAUCCUAACUCACAUUUACUCUGGGCAGAGCUUCUUGUGGUGGCGGCAGCCCUACAAGCAAUGGGAAAGGGCAAGACUUCUUCCAGAACAGAAACAGCAGGUGGGAAGAAGGUGCCAAACUCUUCCACACCCACCAAUUUUCACUCCCUCACCAGCCAAGUUUCUCCCAGCAGGCUGAGAAAUGAGUCAAGCUUGGGUUGAUAGUCCAGAGAGAGGGCAGACUUGGAGGGAUGGGGAAAACCGCAGCUAGAAAGAGAUGCUCCACACCCACACAGUGCUUCUCUUCAGGCUGUUGUGCAGCUUCCAUUUUAUUGCUUUUUUACUGGCAAGGUGCUGUCAAAGACAUAGGCCGUCUCCUGUCACUGUUCAGUGCCAUCUUCACAUGCAUGCUACAAGGCCCCAUUCCUCUUGAAAAAGUUCCCAGUUCAAUUAUCAGCUAAAACGAUCUCAGGUAGGAGGACUGGUAAAUACCUUUGCUGGAGGUUUUAGACUCCAGAUAAGAAUUGCCAGACUGAGGACCUGAUGCAGCCGAUGCUCCUAGCUCCCCACUCUUCCCCAACAUCACAUUUCACCUUUUAGAAACACAAUGAGAGGUUUUUUGUGUGUGUUUUUUUCUAAACCUGAGUAUGGCAUGGAGGGUCUGUUUGGGAGUACUCCUGGUCUGAAUGACAUGAUCAUUUUAAAUUUGCUGUGAUCCAACAUCUACCUAGAUCACACCUAUGGAAUGUAAAGUAGGUUAUCUAUAGCUUAAUACAUACAAAUCAAAUGCAGUUCUUUCUCUCUGAAUAUAUCUCCAAGUGCAACUUUUCAGCACCUCUGUAGCACAUACAUGUUGCUUUCAACAUCUGCAGAGAGACAGAGAGAGCUUGAUAGAAUUUUAUUUCAUUUCUUUUGGUAGAGAUAAAGAAGUGCUUCAGAAAUGGAGGAGACGGAGCAGGAUGAUGAAAGAGAAGAAUGGCGUAUCGUACUCAUUUGAUAAAGAAGACACUGAGGUAUGUAACAGCAGCUGCACUGUAGAAACCUGCAGUUGAUUCUCAUCUCUGACACUGGUAUGCUAACUAACCUUGGUCUAGCUGCUCUAUUUUUCUGUGCAGUUGUCACCCCAUCCCCGACAGCUUACUGUUUGUUACUCCAUCAGCUGUCUUGAAAUCCCAUCCUAAGGAGCUUCUUUAUCUGCUAGGGAACCCAUAGAUGUUUUACAGUUGAAACGUCCUCUUACUUUAGGCAAGUGUAGAAUAGAACCAUCCAGUCCUGCCCUACUAAUCACCAAAUUCUUUUCGUCCCCUGCCUCAUGUUAAAAAGUUUUUUGCGACCCAAAGUCAGAGAUACUGUGCAGGAUUACAUGAGGUUGAUUCUGCUCCCACCAGAGGGCAGUUAUCUAGGUCACAGGCAAAGUGCCAAGGAUUGUUGGUAAACCAAUUCAAACGCUGGCUGGUUCCUGACAUUAGCACCAGGGUGCCAUUUCUGUCCUUAAACUACACCUGCACCUAUUCUAUCUAAUCUGAUAAGCAGUGAUACCAUCAGGAGAGAACUUUAUCAGCAGAAUGAGGAGGAGGACUUCCAAACACAAUUGGACUGCUUCUUACAUUACACCAUACAUUUCAAGCACAUAGAUUCCCCCUCACAGAAUCCUGGGAACCAUAGCAUGUUAGAGGGUGCUGGGGACUGUAGCUCUGUGAGGGGUAAAUGCACAAUCGGUGAGUUUCAGUGAAACGGCAAACAUGCGGAUCCCAUUAUUUAUAUGCAGGCAUGCUAUUAAGGAAACCAUGCUUUGAUUACUGAUGUGCAAAACAUUUGAUGUGAGUAGGGUACAGAGUACAUUAUCAGAUCCUUGACUCUGCAGCAUUUCCUACAUGGACCAAUCACUUCACUGGCAUUCAGAGAGCAGCGCAAGACCAUCUUUGCAAUAAUAGGAUUCCAGGGAUAUGAAUUGCCACUUGAUUAUCCGCUCCAGCCUUUGGUACCAAGGCAGGGUCCUACAAAGAUCAGCCCCCUACAUAUUGAACCCCCACCGUCAAACUUCUCUCCAGUAGAGAUUUUGUCUAGAACGAUUGCUGCUCAGCCUUUUGGAGGAAGCAGGUGCAAAUUUAAGUAAACACUUAGGCAAUGGCAUCAUGGCUCAGUCGGGGGGAGGGGGGCAUGUGUGUUGUAGGUGUCGAAACAUUCGGCACAUAGCUUUUCAAAAACUGCGACUGCCCAAGCUGUUUGGAGGCGUUGAAGCAGAAGAGCUUUCGUUUAAAAUAGGAUUGUUAAAAUUGAUGGAUGCCUCCUGAGGUUUUUGCCUCUGCCAAGUCAAAGCCAAUGUAGGCUGGAUAUGACAAUUAAUCCAGGAGAGAAAAAUCUGUCAUCCUGAUCCCAAGAGAAAGCUGCAUUGUUUUUAAAGAAACCCCUUUAGAGCAGCUCGUUGACUACUGCUCUUUUACAUUGGUUUUCUUUUCUUUUUUUUUAAAAAAAAGCAAUUCACAUUGAGAAUAUUAACAUGGUAACAUUUUAAUUUCAUUCAAAAAAAUAGGCAAUACCAAUCAAUAGACUAUAUUGCAACUGAUAUUGUUUAUGUUAUUUUAGAAUAUGUAAGUCAAAAGUCAGACUUGCUUUUUUAAAAAUAUUGAUUGGAGUCAGGUCUUAAUCAGCAGUCAUUAGAGCAUGAAAUCUCAAGAGUUGUGGGUUCAAGCCCCACUUUGGGCAAAAGACCCCUGCAUUGCAGGGGGUUGGAGUAGAUGACUCUUGUGGUCCCUUCCAACUCUACAAUUCUAUUAUUCUAAAUGCAGGAAAUGGUAACCAAGUUUCUUAAAGCCUAUAGCACAUGGUCUCUUCCACUCACCAUACUCUCUCCAUCAUAUUCUGAUGCAUCUCUUAAAGGCUUCAGCAGCAACAGAGACAGGGCGAGGACAGGUUAACCUGAUCUUUCCACGCUGACUAAAAAGCUUGUGAUACAAGCAUCCCUCCCAUUCAAGCCUGCUAUUCUUUAUUUGAAGAAGCUUCUUUUGCAUCAGAUUAAUAACUACUGACUCAUACCCUCAUAAAUGCCUUCUCUUUUAUUCUGAUCACCUGUGCCUGAAUGAAAGCUCCGGGUAGCUCAGAUGCUUAUUCUGCCAGCAUUUGGAAUCUCUGUUCUUACUUGCCUCGUUUGCUUAGUGUAUGCACACAUGUACACACACACACAAACACACACACACACACACACACAAAUGCAUUGUGGUGUGGAUGAAUACAUAUCUAAAACACAAGAGGGCACUCGAGUGCCACAUAUCCAGCCUGCAGGCUGACAAUGCAAAUCACCAUGCAAGUAGCAGAGGAACAAAUAGGAUCGUAUUUCCUUUAUUCCACUUCUGUCAUCUUGUCCACUGGGUAGUCUUUCAAGGGAUUGCACAAUGAGAAAGUUAGAGUUUCUGACCUAGCAUGGGAGAAAGUGCUGCUCAGCAUAUCACCAUUACUUUUGUGGGUGGAGAAAGUGGCAGGGUGGUUAACGUGCUGCUUCCUUUAUUAGUAGCGUUCAGGUUUCAUUUAUACGAAUUGCUUUAAAGAGCAGGAGGAAACACCCCAAACAGUUAUGUAGUAAUAGUUACAUGCAGCAAUACUUACUCUACAACUGAGUUUUUUCAAUGCUUUUUGACUGUGCAAAGCAUUUUGUGUAUUAUCUUAGUGAUCCUGACAAUAUCCCUGCAAGAUAGGUCAGUGUUAUUAUCCCCAUUUAGCAGAGGAGCAGGAAGGACUAAGGCUGGGAGACAAAAGUCCCCCUCACACAUUAAUUAUGUGAAUAAUAGAUUUGCAGAGCUGGAGAGGACCAACCUCCCGCAAUGCAGGAAUCUGUUGCCCAACAUGGGAUUCGAACCCAAGACCCUGGGAUCUCAUGCUCUACCCACUGAGCUAAAUAUGAAGAGGCUCUACACAAUCAAAGGGACAGCAGGAGCACACUAUUGACUCUAUCCCAAGGUCACACAGCUUCAUGAUCCUGCCCUCCAGCAUCCAUGUAUUGAGAUGGAGAAGGCUAUAUUCACAGAUCUCUAGGCUUCCAUGGGAGCUGGAAUUCUGAGGCUUGAUACCUAGAGAUGGGGGGGUAAGAAGUCAUGUGACCUCAGAAGCUAGGCCUGUGGUGUGACUCCACUUAUUUUUCUGAGUAUGGAGGGACGUGGGUGGCGCUGUGGUCUAAACUGAGCCUCUUGGGCUUACUGACCGGAAAGUUGGCAGUUCGAAUCCCCGCAACAGGGUGAGCUCCCGUUGCUCUGUCCCAGCUCCUGCCAACCUAGCAGUUCGAAAGCAUGCCAGUGCAAGUAGAUAAAUAGGUACCGCUGCAGCGGAAAGGUAAACGGCAUUUCCAUGCACUCUGGCACUCGUCACGGUCCUCCAUGCGCCAGUGUUGGUUUAGUCAUGCUGAUCACAUGACCCGGAAAACUGUCUGUGGACAAACGCCAGCUCCCUUGGCCUGAAAAUGAGAUGAGCGCUGCAACCUCAGGGUCGCCUUUGACUGGACUUAACCGUCCAGGGGUCCUUUACCUUUACCUAUCUGAGUUGUCAAGAAACUAAGAACGUGUAGACAGCAUCUUAAAAAGCAGAGACAUCACCUUGCCAACAAAGGUCCUUAUAGUUAAAGCUAUGGUUUUCCCAGUAGUGAUGUAUGGAAGUGAGAGCUGGACCAUAAAGAAGGCUGAUCGCCAAAGAAUUGAUGCUUUUGAAUUAUGGUGCUGGAGGAGACUCUUGAGAGUCCCAUGAACUGCAAGAAGAUCAAACCUCUCCAUUCUUAAGGAAAUCAGCCCUGAGUGCUCACUGGAAGGACAGAUCCUGAAGCUGGGACUCCAAUACUUUGGCCACUUCAUGAGAAGAGAAGACUCCUUGGGAAAGACCCUGAUAUUGGGAAAGAUGGAGGGCACAAGGAGAAGGGAACGAUAGAGGACAAGAUGGUUGGAUAGUGUUCUCGAAGCUACUAGCAUGAGUUUGACCAAACUGCGGGAGGCAGUGGAAGACAGGAGUGCCUGGUGUGCUCUGGUCCAUGGGGUCACAAAGAGUCGGACACAACUAAACGACUAAACAACAACAAACAAAGAACGUGCCAGUGGUCACCAAGCGAUUCUUACAGCUAAUGUGGGAUUUGAUUUCCAGUUUACUUCCCAGGCUUGCAGUGAAACGGGCCAACAUGGGAAACACAGAGGGUUUAGCUAAUUGCAUAAUCUAGUUUGCACAAUAGAGUUUCUACAGCAGCUUGGCAGCUUCUUUCAUAAGUGGACCCAAGUUUUGCCCAGCAGAGGGCUGUGUAACAUUGCUAAUGCUGUAUACUUAUUGAAUAAGCUUGCAGCAAGAUGCUGAUCAGGGAGCAUUGGGUAACAAAGUUCAUUCUGCUAAACUCUGGAGCUAAAACAAACAAACAAACAAACAAACAGAAUGCUAAACUGUCUAGUGUCUACCAACAAUUGCCCCAGUUUAUCCUGGCAUGUGGCUCAGACUAAUGUUGGUUUCAAAGAAUAUAUCUGAGGGGAAAGUUGUUAAUUGUGCAGCAGUUUCAUACGAAAUACUUUCAUAAUAUUGACAGAAUAACUUCAGGCUGGUAUCGCUUAGAUUUAGAAGAAUCUUGGAGCCCAGAAUUACUGGGAGUUCUUGCUGCUGUCAGUGGAGACCACUGGCUGAAGUAUGCAUCAUGGGUUGGGAAUAUAGGAGCAGAGCUUCCAUUUGAGGCAGCAUCUACACUAUACAUUUAAAGCACUAUGAUACCAUUUUAACUGUCAUGGCUUCCCACCCCCCACCCCCAAGAAUCCUGGGAAUGGUAAUAUAUUAAGAGUGCUGGGAGUUAUUAGGAGACCUCUUACUCCCCUGAGAGCUACAAUUCCCAGAGUAGUUUAACAAUCACUUUCUUUGAAUGGAAAAGCUUUGUUUUCUACUCUCAUGGAAGACAAAUGCUUUAAUGUAGAGUACAAAAACGGAUGUGUUUAUUCUCUAGGUUCUCAUUGUUUACUAACAGCUUUUUGCAUUUUUAACAAAAAAAGAUGGUUUAACAUUUUCCACUUUAUUAAGUCAUUAAGACCUUGCCAAGAUGCCAGUAUUAUAAAGCAAAAAAAUACAGUCUUUUGUUUUUAAGACAGUAUGUUUUUCAAACCUUCACUUACUGAAAUGUGCUUAUUCUAGCUCUGUCACACAACACAUUUCUCUGUAAAUAAACAAACUUGGAUUCUUUGAGAAGUCUUCAAGAACUGAUAAGGUCUUGAGAUAGCUUGGGUUUCAUCAAAAGCUUUCACAUUGAAGGUCACUGGCACAUUCUUUUAGGCUGUUUCUCAAAAGGCAAUGUGAUUUAUUUUAUGGCAAAUGGGAAGGAUCAAGGACUUCUUUUUGGAAAUAGCUUUGUGAGUCAAGGUCAAAUCUGAAAGUUCUGCUUCUAUUACAGUGCUACCUCGGGUUACAUACGCUUCAGGUUACAGACUCCACUAACCCAGAAAUAGUACCUCGGGUUAAGAACUUUGCUUCAGGAUGAGAACAGAAAUUGUGCGGCGGUGGCACAGCGGCAUCUGGAGACCCCAUUAGCUAAAGUGGUGCCUCAGGUUAAGAACAGUUUCAGGUUAAGAACGGACCUCCGGAACGAAUUAAGUACUUAACCCGAGGUACCACUGUAUUGGAGGCCUGACAAAAUGAGCAAAUAUAAACAAAGUGCCUUUUGUUAGCCACGUGGCCCUAUGUGUAUUCCAGACUUCUUUGCUUCCCCUAGAGACUGAUCCCCCAAAUCUGCAUUACAUAUUGCAGCUACAGUAUGGCUGUUGCCAUAAGGGGCAUCUUUACCAGUGGGACAGAGUGAGAUAAAUCUCCCCCAUAUAGGGAAACCUCCACUUUGGGCUGCUUCCUAUUUAACAAGCCUGUUUCAAGAUGGCUUUCAUCUUUGGUCACAGCUCUGUUGUUGGCUAACUUCAAAAACCAAGAUGUAGUCCACUGAGUAGACAACUGGGUUUUCUUCUGGGAGAUUUAGGUUUGUCCUCUUCCUGUUGGCAUCACUGUCCCUUAGCCUCUGGUGUUUCCUUGUCUAUAAAAUGGGAAAUCGUCAGGGAGCUGUUGUGAAGGAAAGCACAAUGAGGGCUGUAAAGCACUUGACAGAUUAAAGUCCUAGGUGAGUGAUGAGGAGUAGUAGAGAGGCAUCUUUUCCUCUAAUAUUGGGGAUGUCUGCAUAUGCAGCAUUUUUCUUGUCGCAAGGAGAGCAGCCUGCUCUCUAAUUGAUCGCAGGUAGAAGAGGUACCGUAUUUUUCUGUGUAUAAGACUAAUUAUGUCAAAAUAAUGUCAAAAAUUAGGGGGAGUCUUAUUCAUGGAUUGUGCCGAGGGUGGACUGGCAACAAUCUGAGCCCCUCCCCCCCAAAUAGGGGGUGUCUUAUACGUGGGGGCGUCUUAUAGACGGAAAAAUACGGUAAUUCUGACAGUGGUUUCUUUCUUCCUUUAGUAAUUUGGUUGAUGUGUACAGAGAGCUGUUUUCCUCUUCCUUUUUUGCUAUUUUUGGGAGCAAAGAAUCCCUUUGGGGGUUUAGGUUUUUGGUUCAGUGGCUUCCUUAAAUGCUUGCAGCAGCCUGCUGUGUAAGAGAAGAGGCAGUCAGUUUCCUGUGGCUCCUCGCAUUGCUUUGGGGUGAUGUUCAGCUCCAUGGUGUUCCAGUCACCGUUAAGAUCAGAAGAGGCAGAGAUUGCACACUUCAGGUAUGCCCCCUGGACGUAUGGAAAGAAAUAAAGAUUCACUCACGGAUGAAAACCUGCCCUUGGACAGAAUAACUGACUAGGCAAGUUCAAUUGCAAUAGGGUAUGUGACUCACUGCAGGUAGAGGUACACCACAUGAUAGGAUAGGACUUCAUAAGCCUUGAGCAUCCUAAGAUGUGUAUGAUGAAGUCCCCUGUUUCAUGGGAGCUGGUGGAAAUUCAGAUCCCGUGGCUCUUCACCUGCCAUCCACCAUCAAAGAGGAGUGUUCUAUCUGAGGCCCUGCUUCCCCUGUCUCAGUUAAUGGCAAUUAAAGUGUGGAACGCAGAGUGUUCUUCACCAAAGCCUCUUGAUUGUGACACCAACCCUAGGGCGAAUUCCAGUGGGAAACACCAUCUUUUUGCAGCUGCGUAUCCUGGAUGUCAGCCAAGUCACCUUUGUAUUGCCUCCCACAUAAGCGCACCAUGUCCUCCAGUUGCCGAAGAAACUGUGCAGUACCAACAAUUUGGAAGCUGGGGUCAAGGCUGGGUGCCACAGGGCCCAGUGUUGAGAUCGCAGGCUGUUCACAAAUGUCCACUCAUUACCACUGGCCCUUUGGUUCAGAAACAGGCUUCUCUAAAAGGAGUGAGGUGUGGCUGGAGGUGCAAAAGUUCUGACUUGGACUGGAGGGAAAUGCAAGGGGGAAAUAGCACCUUUGACCACCAGUGACAUAUCCAGCGACUAUGAAACUGACAUGCCCUUUCUGAGCAUGCAAAUCCACAACCUUCCCACCUACCCAAGAACACUUGUUGUAUCAGUCCAGUUGCAAUAAAAGACUAAGUAGUUUUUAGUCACUUCCAUUAUUAAGAAAAUGCGGUUUCAGAAAUGUUUUAAUACAGCGUUGAUUUCCAGGGACAAUAAAUCAUGCUGUGGGUUUGGCUCAGUGGUAGGAGUAUGCUCAUUACAUAUACUAUAUUAUUUACUAUAGUGCUAUAUUGUUUUAAUUAAGGUGAGAAAUAAAUCUUCAUAUGAAGCAGGCAGUGGUAGUGGUGUGUGUGUGUGUGUGUGUGUGUGUGUGUGUGUGUGUGUGUGUGUUUAAGCACCAUACUUUUUCUUCCUCCAAGGAGAUAAGCCUCCUUUUAUCCUCACAACAAUCCUGUGAGGUAGGUUUGGUAGACAGAGGGAGGCCCAAAGCCAUCCACUGAGCUUCAUGUCUGAGAGAGUAUUUGAACCCAGGCCUCCCGGGGUAAAUCGUGCAUUGUACCACACAGGCUGAAAUGGGGACAGGUAUCAGCGAUUCAUUCCUUCUUUACCUGAAGUGCUGGCUAAUUUUGCUCACGGAGUGAGAAGUGGCGAGAUUAACCUCCAACAGGGCUUCAUCUAGCAGUUACCAGCUGCGACAGUUGCUGUCUAUCUGCUACCUAUAAGGUCUGGCUCCCAGCUUUAGGCGCUGUGUGGACAAAGUGGAGGUUUUUUUCUUCUUCUCCCUCUUGCAUAAUACUAGAACCGGGGGCAAUCCAACGAAGCAGAAUGUCGGAGGAUUCAGGGCAGACAAAUAAAGUGCUUCACACAGCACAUAGCUGAACUCUGGAAUUUGCUCCAUAGUUUAAAGCCAACUUAGAUGGCUUUAAAAGAGGAUUAGACCAUGGGUAAGCAAACUAAGGGGCCCGGAUCUGGCCCAAUCGCCUUCUAAAUCCAGCCCAUGGACAGUCCAGGAAUCAGUGUGUUUUUACAUGAGUAGAAUGUGUCCUUUUAUUUAAAAUGCAUCUCUGGGUUAUUUGUGGAGCAUAGGAAUUCGUUCAUUCCCCCCCCCCCCAAUAUAGUCUGCCCCCCCAAGGUCUGAGGGACAGUGGACUGGCCCCGUGCUGAAAAAGUUUGCUGACCCCUGGCUUAGACAGAUGCAUGUGGGGAUAAAGCUAUCAGUGGCUACUAGCGACAGUGGCUAUGCUCCACCUCCACUGCUGGAGGCAGUAGGCCUCUAAAUACCAGUCGCUGGGAUCUACAAAUGCAGAAAGUUGUUCUAGCAUUCAGGUCCUGCUGCGGGCAUCUGGUUGGCUACGGUGAGAACAGAAUGCUGUACUAGACGGGCAUUUGGCUUGAUCCUGCAGGGCUCUUGUUAAUUUUCUUAUAGAAGGCUGCAGUAGGAGGAGAUCAGAGGCAGAAGUAAUGGCCACAGACAGUCAAACAAAAGGUUGCGAUGAGGGAAUAGAUUCAGUAGUACUUGAAGUUGCCGGAUUCAGUACGGAGCUGGGCCCUUGCUCUUUCUCUUGUGGUGAACAAGGAAUUCAGUAGGUGAAACUUCUCUUUUUUAAAAAAAAUAUCCUAACCAUGUAACUUCAAUAGUAAUGGGAUAGGCUGCAUCUGGUGAAACUCUGCCUGCUCUGACAUAGUUUAAAGCCCAGGAGCCCAGGCAUGUCCAAUGCUGAAUCUUUUGGCAGCCCUAGCUACUGCCUCUCCUCCCGCCCCCUGACAUUUUAAUGCCAUAAUAUGUUGCCUUUCCUCUAGGUUUCUCGAAAUGCACCUUACGCAACAGACAAUAUGAAGAACCACGACAAGCCGGAAGACUGGAAAGAAACAAGCAAGCAAGAUGAACAAAUGGAGAUGACCCUAAACUUAAUGAGAACGACUGACGAGCUAAGGUGAGAACAAAGAUGUUCUCUGCAUGUUGCUAAACCGUAGUUCCCAUCAAACCCAGCCAUUGGCCAUGCUUGUUGUGGCUUGUGGGAGUUGUAUUUCUGCAACAUCUAGAGGGCCCAAGGUUCCCUGCAUCUGGUGUAUGGGGUCUGGACAACUGGGAAUGCACCUGAAGCAUCACUCUCCUCUUACACCUCCUUCCUCUCUUUCUGCUCCUGUGUUAGGUCCAAAGUUACUGUAAGAUGGAAUGCAGAUGAGUAAUGAUUUAGUUGUAGAUGCGAUCUUCAAAAGAAAGUGUAUUUCUCCACCACCACCACACCCUCCCUAGGCCAAUGUUGUAGCCCCAGGCCUGUUUUAAACCAUUAGGUACUCAUUCAACCCCCACGGUGCAUUUACAUUUUGUACUAAUGGAUGCACUGCAAAUAUUUUCUCAUUAGGGAACCAGGAUAGCAGUUCUGUCACAUUCCAGCCCCACCUGCUUUCAGAUUUCUUAGCAACAAUUAUCAGCCAGCUCUAUUUUUACCUUUUUUUUAAAAAAAAAAAAGGUCCCAAGGCAUUCUUACUCUUCUUUUGUUUUCAGUUUUGAUUCCUCAUUCACAUCUUUAUUUCAUAAUGCACUAAAACAUCAUCCAGAUAGGGAACCCAAAUAUCAUACUAAAUUAGAAACACCUGUCAUAUUCUGAAAGAAAGAAAUGUGUUGAUCCUGUGUAAGAUAUUCUGAAAUAUCUGAAAGUUCUGAAAGAUCUAAAGUUGUUAAGCCUGAAGAGGGUGGAUGGGCAGGGAGGUGACAUUCAUUAUAUUGCCAACAUUAUAUGGCUUCCAUAAUAGGGCAGCACAACUGAUUACAAUGUUUUGUUUUUAUGAGGACAAAGGAAAAGCUGCGGAUUCAGUCAAAGGCUCAACAUUUUCAAGUUAGCGAUGGGGCAAGGGGGCGGGGAGAGGAACCUAAAGACUGUAAUUCCAAUUACUUUUAAGCCUGCAUUAUGUAGAAAUGUUACAGACUCUAGCCCUCACAUUUUGCGGCCACUUUCCUCCAUCCUUUACAGAAAAGCCCACAACUUCAUACCCUGCGUUUGUGUGCGGGUGCAGGUGUAGUCCACAAAAGUUUAUACCACAGAUACCAUGAUACUUGUUUUUGCUGCAACAUACUAACAUCAGUCACUGCAGAUGCUUUCCUGGUGUUCUGAGGCUUCUCAUAGUUGGGUGUUUUCUGGGGGUAGAAAAACUUUUUAAUAUUGCUUUUAGAGCUUGAAGAUAGCAGGCAGACACUUUUUCAUUAAUCAGCUUAAGAUAUUCUCCUUCAACAGCAGAUGAUAACAAAGCAAUUGAUACCAGCAAUGAAAAGACCGCUCCCCUUCCUGGGGGGGGGGAUUGCAGGCGGGCCACGAGUAUUCCCCGUGUUCGGUGGGGGGCAUACUCUGGUUUCUCUUCAGAUCGUAUAAAUCUUUUGCCUUUUUUCGGUGGGGGGCAUGUCAAUGCCUCCCGCGUCAUUGGGAGUCCCAGCCAUGUCAUGCCCCACAGCUGACCAAUCAGGUCGACUGGGGGUGUGGCUUACCCGAUUUAAACCUCUGCGCGGCCGGGGCUCAGUCUCCUUUUCUCCUCCUGUGUCGGAACUAUGUGACAAUAUUUCUGUGGCUUGCUCUCUCAAACAAUGGCACCAUCAUAGAUACACACACACACACACACACACACCGGUUGCUCCACUGUGUACAGAUUGAAAUACCGUAAUCUCUGGGUUUUCAGGCAGUUUAGUGUUUUUGAUGUUUUGUUAUCUGUAGAAAAAUGCUAUUACAGUAAUGGGCUGAUGAAAUGUUUUAAGUAGAUCCAUAAAUGGAGGUGAGGACAUACUGAAAAAUUCAUAGGAUUGCAGAGUUGGAGGGAACCCCGAGGGUCAUCUAGUCCAACCCCCUGCAAUGCAGGAAUCUCAACUAAAGCAUCCAUGACAAAGGGCCAUCCAACCUCUGCUUAAAAACCUCCAAGGAAGGAGGAGAGUCCACAACCUCCCGAGAGAGACCGCUCCACUUCAAACAGCUCUUACUAUCAGAAAGUUAUUCCUGAUGUACUCUUCUCUGUUUGAUUCAGAGCAGCCAAACGCAAGGAAGUGGAGAAUCGCAUCAGACAGCACACACAAAUGAUGAAAGAAAGAAGGAAAAGGUUAACAGGGAUCCCUCAAGAAGAUAUGGAGAGAGCAAAACAAGACUAUGAGAUUGUAGGUUGCAUUAUUACAUUUUGUUGCUCCAUUUGUUUUUGUUUUUUUCUGCAAACCGUGGCUAUCCUCAUUUUAUAUUCUUUGUUGAAAAAUAAAAAGGACAAAAUUACAAGUCCACAGAGUAAGGUAAAACAAAAAAAAGUAGAAACAAGAAAUAGUACCCAAGCAGAAACAAAACCGUAGCUUUCCUAUUGUUACCAGAUCUGCUCAUGAAUGCUUAAGACUAUCUGACUUUUAGAAGACAUCUGAAGGCAGCCCUGUUUAGGGAAGUUUUUAAUGUUUGAUGUUUUAUCGCUUUAUCAUCAUCAUCAUCAUUAUUAAUGUUCUGUUGGGAACCACGCAGAGUGGCUGGGGAAACCCAUCCAGAUGGAUGAGGUAUAAAUUAUUAUUAUUAUUAUUAUUAUUAUUAUUAUUAUUAUAUUCCUGCAUUACAGGGAGUUAGACUAGAUGACCCUCAGUGGUCCCUUCCAACUCUACCGUUUUAUGAUUCUUACUCAUACAACUUAUACAUAUAUUCAAUGAAGUGUCACUGUAGGGAUUUUUACUGGAGACAGUUGUGUGCCACAGACGUUUUUGCAAAAGACAUGAUUAGAAAUACCAAUAUUGUCAAGGUAACACUACAAAUCAAAAUUGCAAACCACAUUCAAAUUUUGCUCUGCAGUUCUAGUCAUAAAUAAAAUAAAGUUUCUGCAAAACAUGCUUUCCCUAGUUCGGAUACAAUGCAAAACUAUGGUUUGCUAGUCAUCUGUCACCAACCCUCAUUCAUCUGGCAGCAAAUCAGAUUUGGGCUUACAUCUGAAUUGACAUAUCAUGAUAAUACAGUUUUUUUGUUCCGGUAAAUUUAUGCUAAAGUGCUGCCAAAAACUUAGGGCAUCUUACUUUUUGUAUGUUGGUUAAUAAAGCUGCAGUCAUGUGCACAUUUCUGUGGGAGUGAAUCCCAUUGAACUAAGUGGGACUUACUUCUAAGUAAACAUCCGUAAGUUUGAUCUGCAUAAGAAGCAAGAGGAGCUUUGCAAGACUCACUUAGAUUAAGUCAGACCUCUUUGCAGCUCUCUGCCAAAUGAGCUUAACAUUUCCAUGCUUCUGGCAAAGUGAGCCCUGGCCCAAGAAAGAUAAUUCCUGAUAAAUUUAUUUGUCUUUAUAGUGCCACCAGACACCCCGUGCUGUUUUGGCUACAAGAGACUGAUACAGCUACCCCUCUCAAAUUGGUAUUGGCAGCAAAGUUUUGAGUUGUGCAGAAGGUUUCUUUGAAGCUUUGUUGCCCAAAGGUUGCUGUGGAUUCAGUUCUUUGGUUUGGGGACCAGUGUAGGAACCAUUUAGCUUUGGAAUCCAGUUUCACAAAUACAGUGGACCCUCAGGUUAUGUUACCUUUGGGUAAUGUAACUUUCGGGUUGCGAACGCAGCAAACCCAGAAGUGUAUACUUCCGGGUUUCGCCGCAUGCGCAGAAGCGCUCUGCGUGCUUCGCGCAUGGGCAGAAGCACUCUAUCGCGCCGUUCACGUGCACAGAAGCGGUGCUUCUAGAUGAAGACUUUUCAGGGUAUGUAUGGACCCCCAGAACAAUUAAGUUCAUAUCCAGAGGGUCCACUGUACAGCAGUAGAUAGCUACCUGAGACACAAAUGAAUAGUUGGGCACUAGCCUUGUUAAUGUGAUAACAACUCUAGUGUUCAUGCUUUUUAUGUUUCCUGCCACAGGCUGAAAACCUAGAACAGCAGCUAGCAAAUCUGAAAAGAGACCUGAAUCAGGAAUAUCGUUUCACUGCCUUUACAGGAGAAGUGCAACCACCAGAGAAUCCACUGCCUAUCAACAAGCCUCCAAAUAUCUUUUCUAACACGACAUUUUAAAUUAUAUUAAAGAGAAUUUGUCAUGCAGCAGCCACCUACACCAGCUUGCUUUGCAGUUGAUCUGCUUUUAACCAGGCUUUCAAAUUUGUCCUUUUCUCCUUUGUUCUUGUUUGUUUUGCUUUGGAACGUAAAAAUUGGAAUCUUUCACACUCAUCACCCUCCCCGUUUCAAUAUGUGCCUACAAGGUUUUGAAGUGCCUUCCGUUACUGCAUGGUUUUAAUGCCGAUUAUUGUUAAUAUUACGUACCUUCCUGGAACCCUGCUUCCAAGAUGAGCCUCGUAGAUAUUUGUCGUAAUUCUCAAUCUCUUUUAAGAUCCAGUGGAGCAGAAUUGCAGGAUAUCCUACAAUUCUAAUGUAACGGGCCUCUCUAAUUAAAGGAAAAGUUCACACCUUUUAAAUGAAGAGUUUAAAAAAAAAACCCAGUGAUUGGUAAUAUCCUUAAUAAACAUAUUUCCAGCUGUAGAGACUGGAAGGUUAUCAGAUUGGCAUUCAACCUCCUGGAGGUUUUAAAGAGCAGCAAGUGACUCACCUGGCCGCUCUUCUGUGCCUCCUUAGGCAGAUCAGUUUUGUAACUCAUCAUUAAAGCCAUCAUGUUUUAUUUCAAGAUUUUUUUCACUACGGAUCAACAUGCAAUUUUGGUUUCUAUGUCCUUGGGAAGAGUCAAAUCCUUGCCCCCCGAGUUUUGUUGUCAGCAAUAUUUUUUCAAG
Molecule: messenger RNA, 37257 nt
Organism: Podarcis lilfordi (Lilford's wall lizard)
Lineage: Eukaryota; Metazoa; Chordata; Lepidosauria; Squamata; Lacertidae
Source: the annotation of a GenBank genome assembly